CUUGAUUUUUCUAGUCUGAAUCAAUGGAAAUUGAACAAAAUCAAGUCAGUAAGCAAGAAGAAAAGGAUAUGGAACUAGAUAACAGAACAGAAGAAAGAACACAGCCACAGCUAAAAACAGAACAGUGUGAAACAUUUGAAGAAGGUGAAAAAGAAGAAAUGGAAGAACAACAAGAAGCAACACCAAAACCUGAAACUGAUCAUGAUAGAUUAAUUAAAGAUGCUCAAUUGUCAACUGCUGCAGCUGCAGCCUUAGGAGCUGCUGCAGUUAAAGCAAAACAUCUUGCUGCUGUGGAAGAAAGAAAAAUAAAAUCACUAGUUGCCCUACUAGUAGAAACACAAAUGAAAAAGUUGGAAAUUAAAUUAAGGCACUUUGAAGAAUUAGAAGCAAUUAUGGAUCGUGAACGUGAAACACUGGAAUACCAGAGACAGCAGUUGAUUCAGGAACGUCAACAGUUUCAUAUGGAACAGCUGAGGGCAGCUGAAUUCCGAGCUCGUCAACAAGCUCAAGCUUUGUUGCUGGCUCAACAGGGUGGUACAAAUGGCAUUCCACCACCACAUGGAGCUUCACUGGAUCAAACUCAAGGAGUGGGUGCCACUGGUGACCCACCAGGCAAUCUCCAAGGUCAGUUCCCUGCCCAACCUCGGCCAAUGUUUCACCAGACAAGGUAUCCUCCCAUGGGUGUCCCAUCCUACACUCAACCUGCAAGUCAGCCUCCCCCCCAUGGGAAUUAUCCUGUUAUCCAUCAACAACAACAGUUAAUGCCUGGAGCUCCAAAUACUAUUCCUCACCAUCCUACUCCUCAACCUCAUGUUGUAAUCCAUCCUCCCACCUCUAUUCCUCGUGCUGGUCUCUAUCCAGUACCACCAACCUCUAACUAUCCCCCACUCGAUGUCGGACAGGGGCCAAGACCCCCUUCUGGCACACAGGCACCACCUAAUAUGAUUGCUGGCAACAACAAUCCUGUUCCAGGUAUGUAA
Centruroides sculpturatus (bark scorpion) is the source of this 980-nucleotide messenger RNA. RefSeq names its product SWI/SNF complex subunit SMARCC1-like. The record is from RefSeq and is a predicted model, not a curated record. Gene Ontology annotation, molecular function: DNA binding; histone binding. The coding region runs from base 24 to 980 and encodes 318 amino acids. The transcript is spliced from 3 exons. Gene Ontology annotation, biological process: positive regulation of DNA-templated transcription. Lineage: Eukaryota; Metazoa; Arthropoda; Arachnida; Scorpiones; Buthidae. Gene Ontology annotation, cellular component: SWI/SNF complex.